AUGGCUUCAUCCAACCAUUUAGAUGAAGAAACACCCCUCCUCUCCGAUCCUACCGUCCAAUCACCAUCUAUCUCAGAAGAUCCUUCUGCAUCUGCAGAAACAACAAUUAUUCCAGAUGAACCCAGUACCAAACGUCUAGUAAUUACCCUAGGCGCAGUCUGGGUAGAUAGUCAAUGGGUGAUGAUAUUUGGGCGAGUGGUCGCAGGAUGUGGAGGUGGAGGUUUAAUGGCUAUAAGCACUUUUGUGGGAAGUGAUUUGGUUCCGCUUAGAAAGAGAGGGGUAGUGCAAGGAAUUGGAAACAUUUGUUAUGGAACGGGAGCGGGAUUGGGAGGGAUUUUUGGAGGUUGGAUAAAUGAUACUUGGGGAUGGAGAAUGGCUUUUCUGGUUCAGGUACCUUUUAUUGUGGUUUCCGGAAUCGUGGUUGCUUGUUCCGUCAAUAUCCCUCCUAAGAAAAGCGAAAAGUCGAAAUUAUCAAGAGUUGAUUUCUUGGGCUCAUUCACCCUGGUUCUUACUCUCGUUCUUCUUCUCCUAGGGCUUAAUUCCGGUGGAAAUAUAGUUCCAUGGAAUCACCCCCUCGUCUAUGUUUCGCUUUUCCUUUCUUUGGUUUCCCUACUUGGUUUCAUAUACGUCGAACUAUACAUCGCAUCCGAACCCGUCAUCCCCGUUCGACUCCUCGUCAACCGUACCGUUCUUGCAGCCUGCCUUACAAAUUGGUUCGUCACAAUGGUUAUCUUCAUGAUUAUCUUCUACGUACCACUAUACUACCAAGUCCGUGGUGUAUCAACCACUGCUUCUGGUAUGCGACUUAUCCCUCAAUCUAUCGGUGCCUCUAUAGGUUCUUUAAGCUCUGGUAUCAUCAUGAAUAGGACUGGCAAAUACAAAGCUGUUAGUCUUGUUACACUUACCAUGAUAGUUAUCGGUACUGGUUUAUUAGCAACUUUAAAUCCAAGUACUCCGGAUUGGCCAAUUUAUAUCUAUCUCUCCUUAACAGGAAUGGGUUACGGUGCAAUUCUCACUACCACACUUUUGGCCAUCAUCUCAGCAGUAUCUCAUGAUCAUCACUCCGUUAUCACAUCAGCAUCCUAUGCAUUCCGUUCUACGGGAUCCACAAUUGGCAUCACAAUCGCAAGUGCAGUAUACCAGAAUAUACUUAAAACACGCCUGUGGGAGAAAUUUGGGGAUCAACCAAAUGCGGAGGAAAUUAUCAAGAAGAUUAGAGAUUCUUUUGAUGAGUUGAAUAGACUUCCCGAGGGUUGGAAAGAGGGUGUCAUGGAGAGUUAUAUGGAUUCUUUUAGAGGGGUUUUCUUGACGGCUUUGGGUUUUGCGGUGUUGAUGGCGGGGGUCGGAAGUAUGAUGAAGCAAAAUGUUUUACAUGAGAGAUUGGAUAGAAGUUAG
Molecule: messenger RNA, 1395 nt
Organism: Sclerotinia sclerotiorum 1980 UF-70
Lineage: Eukaryota; Fungi; Ascomycota; Leotiomycetes; Helotiales; Sclerotiniaceae
Exons: 2
Coding region: 1-1395 (464 amino acids)
Biological process (GO): transmembrane transport; basic amino acid transport
Cellular component (GO): fungal-type vacuole membrane
Molecular function (GO): basic amino acid transmembrane transporter activity
Source: RefSeq, a predicted model, not a curated record